This is a messenger RNA of Ceutorhynchus assimilis (cabbage seed weevil), 1235 nucleotides long. NCBI's taxonomy places the organism in Eukaryota, Metazoa, Arthropoda, Insecta, Coleoptera, Curculionidae. The record is from the annotation of a GenBank genome assembly.
GUUUUAAAUAUUCACCCAUUUGGUUGUUCUAACCUAACUUUAUAAUUUAAAUAGCGAUUUUUUUUUUCAAAAUUUAUUCUCCCAUUCCUAUAUAUUGAACAAAUUAACAAAUAAAGAAUUAAAUUUAAUAAAUCACAUUAUCCUCAUUAUUUUAAAGAUAAAAUUUGUAUUUUGUUGUGAAAAAUUUAUGGUGACCUCUUUAUUGAAAAAAUAAUUAAUAAUGUCCGGUGUAUUUAUACUAUCAAAAUUUUCCAGUUCGAUUAUAGCCAAACUAAAACUUUUAUUACCUAAAGUGCAAUUCACAGAAGUUUUGCUUUCUGAUUUAUCACCUCUUGAAACUGCUGAAAUAAUUAUUGGCGAUUACGACUUGGUAGGACCCCAUCUUUAUACUUUACCCAAACUCAAAUGGUACCAGGGAACAUGGGCAGGCCUGGACAGUUUAUGGCCGCACAUUCUCAAAAACCAACUUCCCAAAUUUCCAAUAACAAGAACUUCUGGAGACAAUUUCGGUCGGAUAAUGGGUGAAUAUGUUGUGGGGAAUAUUGUAUUUUGGGAAAGGAACUUGUUCAAGAUGAGGGAAAAUCAAAAUAAUAAAUUGUGGGAUCAAAAUGUAUGCGAACAUGAUCAUAGGACUUUUGCUGAUUUGGAAAUUGGGAUAUUGGGAAUAGGUUCUAUUGGCAAUCUAAUUGGUAGGACUUUAAACUAUUUAGGUGCAACAAUUUAUGGAUAUGGUAGACAAGAGACAUUACAGUUGGAAAAUGAAGAAUUCAAACACAUAACUGAAUAUUUCACUAGAGCAAACCUACACAAGCUUUUAAGCAAUGUGGAUUAUCUUAUUAAUGUUUUACCUAAGACCGAAGAAACUGUAAAUCUUUUAGGAAAUGAUAUUUUGAAGACUUGUAAAGAUAAAAAUGUUGUCCUAAUCAAUAUUGGCAGAGGUUCUGUAAUUAAAGAAUCUGAAUUAAUUCACGCUCUCAAACAGAAAUGGAUAUCAGGGGCAAUUUUGGAUGUUUUUGAAACUGAACCCUUGCCCAAAUCUAGUGAAUUGUGGAAUUUUCCCAAUGUGUUUAUUACGCCUCAUGUGGCUGGGAAUAGCAGGAGUCAAGAUAUUGCAGCCAAAUUCAAGGAAAAUUAUGAGAGAUUUUUGAAAAAUGAACCUUUACUUCAUAAAGUAGAUUUUUGUAAAGGUUACUGAAAUGUAGGUGCAAUAAAGUAAUUCAGAAUGUAAAAAUUUG